Molecule: messenger RNA, 348 nt
Organism: Diorhabda sublineata
Lineage: Eukaryota; Metazoa; Arthropoda; Insecta; Coleoptera; Chrysomelidae
Exons: 1
Coding region: 1-348 (115 amino acids)
Source: RefSeq, a predicted model, not a curated record
AUGACGUACGGCACGGAAACACGCGAGGACACCAACAAGACGAAACAAAUGCUGAGGUUGGCCGAGAUGAAAACAUUGAGAACAAUAGUGGGGAAAACAAGAAGAGACAGAGUAAGAAAUACAGAUGUCAAAGAGCAAUGCGGGAUACAAGACAUUGUGAGAUGGGGAAGACAACGUAAGAGGCAGGGGUACAACCAUGUAAGACGGAUGGACGAGACCAGACUUCCGAGAAUAGUCCUAGAAAACGACCCGCCCGGCUCAAGGCCUCCCGGGAGACUACCUAAAAGGUGGAAAGAUAGUUGGCAAUCCACUUCUCAGGAAAAGAUGCAGAUGCAGCUUCACAAUUAA